AUCAAAUGCUAUAGCAUGAACCUCCCAACAGAUGGCGCAAACUGCAAGGCCCUGUACGGAAGCCCCCUUCAAAUCCAGGUUGAAGUAGAAGCAGGUACGACUGUGACCUACAAAAUCCACAGUGGUGAGAUUUUGGUGGCCAAUUCAUCAGCAAUCAGAGGAAUCGUCCCCCACAACAUCACAGUGGGACCAGAGGUGGAGCAACAGCUGGGCUCUGGCUGCCAUCAGCUGACCCUGCAUGCCUCUAACGGGGUCUCGGUCUUGGGUGUGUCCACUGAGCUGCAGGUGUGUCUGCUGGAGCCUGUGGAGGGCCUCCUGGGAUCAGUGAUGGCUGAGGAGGGAGAGUGUCCAGACUCAGACCUUUAUGUUAGAGUCUCCCUGGAUCGGGGAGCCCCGGUGCAGCUUCUCUUCCAGGUGUCUGGAGCCAACGACAGCAUCUCUGAGACCAGAGACAUGCAAAACAGCAGCAUGCAGGUUUACAAUAUCUCAACCACUAUCCAAGGAUAUUUGCAAGUGAAAGACAGGGCCUGGAAUGUCUUCUCACACAUGGAUGUGGAUGUGGGGAACACAACAGCAAUUUGUCACUACAGUUCAGACCUCAGGCGGGAUGACUAUGUAAACGCAACAGAAAAGCAUAUGAGAGUUUGCGGAGCUUAUAACUUGAGAAUCACUGCCAUUCCAGAAGCUGCCAGUCAAGACACUGAAAGCGUCUAACGUGAGGUAACUGGCUUAGGAGGACUAUCUAAUGGAAUGCAGAGCAAAUUUGAAUGGGAAUGCACAUGUCCUUAUGGUGGUGUUUUCUAACCAUUUCCCCUUCUAAUUCCAAUAGAAGAAGACUGUAAGGGGAAGGGGAAAUGCAAUGAUAAAACAACGGACAAGACUCGUUUGAUUGUAAAAGAUUGUCUUCCAAACCCAUUUGAGUUCUUUGAAUACACUUUUUCUGUGAAGAGAAGGGUUAAGAAUGGGAAAUAGGUUGACUGGAUUUCAACAUCCCGAUGCAUCACGGUUACUCCAACAAAAUUCACCAACUUUAGAAUUAGGGUGCCCUGCAAAACUGUUACAGCGACGCAGGGAAAAAGCCACUUAAGGAGAGAAAAGAUCAGGACGGUCAGAAAGAGUACAAAGUCAGCAAAAACUAUCUGAAAGAAGCUUCCGGUGGGUUUCAGAAUCUCAAUGUGAUAGUUUAUGGUGAGUAGCAAUUUCUUGUAUUCAAUGCCAAAAGCAUUUACUGUAAGUACAGGCUAAAAGUUUGGUUAAUACAGUUGAUGACAGGAUGUCCAUCAGAUAUGUUGAACUUACAUCAAACUGUUCUUUAGUGUAUUGACAGAAAAAUGAAUGUGCAAAAAAACUGUAAUAUUUAGACAUUUCCGACUGAUCAAUUACACAUCCCUUUUUCAGUUUGAGCCAAUUAUAGGAGCUUAUUUUGGAUUGAUUCAUCCUCAGAAAGUAUGGACCUAAUGUAACAUGUUCACGAGUGGAAAUAAGAUAUCAAUAUCCCUUUAUAAUCACCAUUCUUUAGAUAAGAAAACGUUUGAAUAUGCCAAGUACACCAUUCAGAUACCAGGUGUAACUACUCCUGCACCUGCUGAUACUACACUAUCUGUAACCGCUGCUCCGGCUAUCACCUUAAGUCCCCCUUCAUGUAGUAUUUUCUCUCUAAAUGGCACCGUUCUGGAUCCUUUCACUAUCACCUGUACAACGCCUACAUCCUGCUCAGACGGCUGCCAAUAUUGUUUUAAAACUGACCAAGGUAAACAUCUGCGCUGCAGUUCUGUAAAUAAAGUAACGUUAAUCUUCCUACCUCUUGGGGAGAUAAACAGCAACUACAAGCUCUCGGUAGUGGUGACUGUUACAGAAUUUAACACAAAGACCCGUGGAAGUACCACAUUCACCACUCAGGUGUGGCCAGCCAAGUCCUGUACUCCAGUGCAGGAGCUCCAAUCUGCAGUGGCAGACACAGUAGCUAAUCUAGGGCAGCAGGGGAUGCUCUCAGGAGAGACCCUUGGACAGAUGUUCAAGUCUGUGUCGGACAUGCUGAAUAAGGAUUCCAGUGAGGAAAAUAAUAACAGGAUGAAGCUGCGAGAACAGAUGCUGAUGAAUAUAACUGAAGCACUGGAGAACAACUCCAGCAGCACUCCUCAGAAUGUGCAGCUGACGGCCAGAGCUGUGGCAGGACUCACCAUGCGGGGUGAUGAGCUUAGUCCCAAUGCUCAGCUAGAAGCUAGCUUCCUGGUGGCAAACCUCAGCUCUUCCCUCCUCUCCAUGAAUGUCAGUGAGCAUGGUGGAGAAGAGGAGAUGGUGAAGGCAGCUACACCAAUUGUGGAGGCAGUCAGCAAUAUUCUGGAUGUUUCCUCAAAUAGAGAAGUCUCUGAUUUACUUCUCAAGGGCAUGGACAAUGUGCAGAGUGCACUGUUGAAUGGGAAGAAGGUUGAUGAAGCUCCUGUGAUUGUCAACAGCUCUCAGAUCACUGUGUUUGUGAACAGGUAAAAAUAAUGUGGGCAGAGGACAUAAGAAAGGGAACUGUAGUUUCAGAUAUAAGCAACGAUUGUAAAAGAUCAGAAAUAUAUUUUAAUUUCUGUUACAAUGCAAUGUCUGGAAGAAAUUGCAACUGUUAUGUGGCCUCAAUAUUGAGUGACAGCAUAUCAU
Messenger RNA from Coregonus clupeaformis (lake whitefish), 2646 nucleotides. Its product is annotated as polycystic kidney disease protein 1-like 2. NCBI's taxonomy places the organism in Eukaryota, Metazoa, Chordata, Actinopteri, Salmoniformes, Salmonidae. The record is from RefSeq and is a predicted model, not a curated record. The transcript is spliced from 11 exons. The coding region runs from base 1465 to 2487 and encodes 340 amino acids.